GGAAAAUUGAAAAAAACCCUAAAUUGAGGAAUUGAAAGCAACCCUGACCCUGAGCUAACGAGGCGAGGAGAUCACUUAAAAAAUGCUGGGUGGAUUGUACGGAGAUCUUCCUCCGCCGUCAGAUGAAGACAAAGCAAGCGGAAACUCCUCCUCCUCCUCCUCCGUCUGGUCCAGCAGUACUAAGAUGGCUCCACCUACCCUUCGCAAACCCCCCGCUUUCGCUCCCACUCAAACAAUCCUCAGACCUCAGAACAAGCCCAAAGCUAUACACAAGCCUCCCCCUCCUCCUCCUCCUUCCUCCUCCCAAUCGAUGCUUUCUGCGGCACAAUCGCAACCGGCGUUGGUUGGUGUGACUUCAUCUGUGAUCGAAGAGUACGAUCCUGCGAGACCCAACGAUUACGAGGAGUACAGGAGGGAGAAGAAGAGGAAAGCCAUGGAAGCUGAGAUGAAGCGUGAGCUUGACAAGAGACGUCUCGAGGAGGAGAAGGAAAGAGAAAUAGAAAGAGAAAGAGAGCGCGAUCAGGCUCCACUCAAUAUCUCCGGCGAGGAAGCGUGGAAGAGACGCGCCGCCAUGAGUGGUGGUGGUGGUGGAAGCAGCCGAAGAUCCCCUUCUCCUCCGCCUGAGACGGGCGGGCAGAUGACGGCAGCGGAGAGGAUGAUGGCGAAGAUGGGGUGGAAACAAGGGCAAGGGCUUGGCAAGUCUGAGCAAGGGAUCACCACCCCCUUGAUGGCUAAGAAGACUGAUCGUAGAGCUGGCGUCAUUGUGAAUGCUAGUGAGAAGAAGAAGAUUGUCAAGAGUGUUAAUAUCACUGGAGAACCAACCAGAGUGUUACUUCUCAGAAACAUGGUUGGACCAGGAGAAGUAGAUGAUGAGCUCGAAGAGGAGGUGGGAUCGGAGUGUGGCAAAUACGGAACUGUGACUCGUGUACUCAUAUUCGAGAUCACUGAAGCCAACUUCCCUACACACGAAGCAGUAAGAAUCUUUGUUCAGUUUUCAAGACCCGAGGAAACAACUAAAGCCCUUGUAGACCUCGAUGGUAGAUUCUUUGGAGGAAGGACGGUACGUGCAACAUUCUAUGAUGAAGUUAAAUUCAGCAAGAACGAGUUGGCUCCAGUUCCAGGUGAAAUCCCUGGCUAUUAAAUUAACGAAUUCUCUCAAGAAAAGGAGGGAAGAACAAGAAGAAGACACUGUUUGUUCUUUAUAAAAAUCUUGAUAGAAUAGAGAUUUGAUGUUUUUGUAGUAUUAUUUGUAAAGUACACUUGGAAUCAAGAAAUGUUUCUUUUCUCAUUAAAACACCGAUUCCUCGAUUAUUAGUAGAUUGUAUAUUGCAGGAGGAGCACAUAAAAUUCGAUUCUUAUCAAGUCACUUGGCAGCAAAAUGACAAUCUACUAAAUAGAGUAUUCA
Eruca vesicaria subsp. sativa (arugula) is the source of this 1405-nucleotide messenger RNA. NCBI's taxonomy places the organism in Eukaryota, Viridiplantae, Streptophyta, Magnoliopsida, Brassicales, Brassicaceae. The record is from the annotation of a GenBank genome assembly.